This is a messenger RNA of Coregonus sp. 'balchen', 24891 nucleotides long. The record is from the annotation of a GenBank genome assembly. NCBI's taxonomy places the organism in Eukaryota, Metazoa, Chordata, Actinopteri, Salmoniformes, Salmonidae.
CGGCUCAGCUGUCUCGAAGCCAUCAACGCACCCAUCAGCAAGUUUUCCGUUGCAGCCUGUGAAAACGGAGGAGCGCGCCAGCAAGCGACACUCGAUGGAUUAUACAACGUAAAUCAAGAAAAAGGCUGUGUUGACGCCAAUCCGAACUAAAAAGGGAGAAAGAAAGCGCAUUACAGGUAACAGUUCAUUCAACCCGAGGUAAUACUGACAUUAUUCACCCAGACAUAUUAUAGGUCGUUUUAACAAGGGAAGAGUUGAAAUUGUCUGCUUGAUUGAUUUAUUCCUGAAUGUUGAAUUUCUACAAUCUGUCUAAUUAAGUAAACUAAGGAAAGUUCGAAUAUAACUUUGGUGCUGAAGCUGCCUACACUAUAGUUUAACUUUUCUGAAACGCCAAUAACUGUGAACAAAUUACCCUAGAAUAGUAUUUUAUGGAUUGGAAUAGCCAGCCACUGAAUGGGCUCUUGGCCAUAUGACCCACAUACAUCUCCUUAUUAACUGUGCCUGGAAGUGGAAAGUAUUGCACAUAAUUCAAUUCAGACCCUGGCCUUGUUCACUCAUUAUCAUUAGACUGUUAAAAUAGUUGUGCCUCCAAAGUGGAAUGUCACCUCUGACUGAGUCAGUCUUUCACAGUCAGUCACAGGGCUGACAUCACCCCACUCCCUCCAGCAGCAAGGCAACAAAGCUCUCAUUCACUAGAUUUGACUGUUUUCAGUUAAACUUAAGUGGCAUGCACAUUCUCCACUCCAAUUACAAGACAAGGGAAUCUGACAGUCAAUUGUCGUGGCUUUCUCAUUAUGUUUCUGACAUAUUUAUGCUUUUCUGGUUGUUUUGUGAUUUCCCACAUUCCUAGGGGGAUUUGUCUUGCUGUCCACAGAUGAAUUUUGAUCAGCCGCCUCCUUAUGGGGGCCCUGGCACCUCUGCCCCAGGAUACCCUGCCCCUACAGCACCUGGGUACUCUGCCCCCAUGGCCCCUGGAUACCAACCCCAGGGAUACCAACCCCAAGGGUUCCCAGAUCAGGGAUACCCAGCCCAGGGAUACCCUGCUCCGGGUUACCCACCAACAGAUCCAUCCUACUCUAACUUCCCCCCAGGACCCCCAGGUUUAUACCAAGGGCAGCCAGGUUACCAGGGUUACCAGAUGCCCCCUCAGCCACAGUUUGGAUGGCAGGAUACACCCCCUGGUGCACAAACGCAUGGAGAGGCCCCUAAGAACACAGGUGAGAUCUUGGAAUUAUGAAGCAGCUACGGAAAUGAGUGCAAAGAGUAACCCACUGACCCACUUUUGUCUGGCUGUGUAUCUGAAUAGAUGAUUGUAUACAGGGGUUAAAUUGGGAAUUCAGAGGUGGGGGAGCCCUAACUUGGGCAGGUUAAGCCAGGGUUGACUAUAAGACUAGGGGUUAGAGAUAGAUCAUAUGCCAAGAUUGGGGUUAGGGUUCUCUUUUGUUUUCGUAAUGGGUUGCCAAAUGACCUAUGGGAACUCCUUACCCUUCACACGAUGUGAUUGAGAUGCUUAAUAUCAAAGAUGUUUACAGUCACGCCACACCCUUACUGUACCCAUGUGACCUGUCACUAUAAAAGGUAGUGUGGCGUGACAUUCUGUCUUUCUUCAAGCUCACGUUUGUGUUUUACAUUACGAGAUUGCUAUUAAUCCCCUUCGGAUUACUUUCUUACGGAAUUACAAUUCUUCAACGGGUAGUUGAUUUUAAUAAAAUCAAAUCAAAUGUUAUUUGUCACAUGCGCCGAAUACAACAGGAGUAGACCUUACUGUGAAAUGCUUACUUACAAGCCCUUAACCAACAAUGCAGUUUUAAGAAAAAUAAGAGUUAAGAAAAUAUUUACUAAAUAAAGGAACAACCAAUAAAAUAACAAUAACGAGGCUAUAUACAGGGGGUACCGGUACCGAGUCAGUGUGCGGUGGUACAGGUUAGUCUAGGUAAUUGAGGUAAUAUGUACAUGUAGGUAGGGGUAAAGUGACUAUGCAUAGGUAAUAAACAGCGAGUAGCAGCAGCAUUAAAAAAGGAGACGCUCUUAUCCAGAGCGACUUACAGUUAGUGAGUGCAUACAUUAUAUAUUUGUAUUUUUUCAUACUGGCCCCCCGUGGGAAUCGAACCCACAACCCAUAUGGCUUGGGGGUAGAAGCUGUUAAGAAGCCUUUUGGACCUAGACUUGGCGCUCCGGUACCGCUUGCGAUGCGGUAGCAGAGAGAACAGUCUAUGACUAGGGUGGCUGGAAUCUUUGGCAAUGUUUAUGGCUUUCCUCUGACACUGCCUGGUAUAAAGGUCCUGGAUGGCAGGAAGGUUGGCCCCAGUGAUAUACUGGGCCGUACACACUACCCUCUGUAGCGCCUUGCGGUCGGAGGCCGAGCAGUUGCCAUACCAGGCGGUGAUGCAACCAGUCAGGAUGCUCUCGAUGGUGCAGCUGUAGAACUUUUUGAGGAUCUGAGGACCCAUGCCAAAUCUUUUCAGUCUCCUGAGGGGGAAUAGGCGUUGUCGUGCCCUCUUCACAACUGUCUUGGUGUGUUUGGACACCAACUCUCCCCCUCUCUCUUAUUAUUGUGCCUGCCCAUACAAGCUAACUUUUAUUGCAUUUUGCCAAGCAUUUCCAUCCUUGUGUGUUAGCUAGCUAGUUAGCUCCGGGUCUAUCCCAUUACCUCAGAAGUUAGCUCGUAGCUAGCUAGCUAAGUUAGCCACACAUACUUACCAUAGUUAGCUUGUGUUGUACCUGUAGUUUGCGCUUGUUGACCCGCAGGGUCGUGCCAGUCCCCGCUUACAUUUACAUUUUAGUCAUUUAGCAGACGCUCUUAUCCAGAGCGACUUACAGUUAGUUAGUGCAUACAUUAUUUUAUUUUUCAUACCCCCUGUGUGAAUCGAACCCACAACCCUGACGUUGCAAACGCCAUGCUCUAUCAACUGAGCUACAUCCCUGCCUUGACUGCCAUACCAGCCCGUUGAUCCAGCAUUACCACUCCCUCGCUUGGAGUUUUGCUGUGAUCACGGAGCUCAGCGGUGCUGUAGGCUACCGGUCCUCGCUUGACCGAGUCCACCAACGCAGAGACUGCCAGUUAGAUAGCUUCAUAUAGGCAGGUGUUUCGAGCCCGGAUACAUAUUUAGGCGGGAGUCUCGACCACGAAGCACGACGGGUCGGAGCCAACGGUAAGUAUAACUUUUUCUUGAUGCAUUCGAAGCCGAUACCGAGGCAAUCGAAGCAUAGACGAGACGCACUGAAACAAAAAGCUAUUUUAUUUGACAUUUUUCUUGGAACACACUUCUCUUAUGUGAAAAUCUGUUCUUUGCACACUGAUUCAGUGCUGUACACAGGAUGUCAUUCCACCCAUGUCAGCAGUGUGAAAAUCAACCAGUGGUGGAAAAAGUACCCAAUUACAUACUUGAGUAAAAGUAAAGAUACCUUAAUAGAAAAUGACUCAAGUAAAUGUGGAAGUCACCCAGUAAAAUACUACUUAAGUAAAUGUCUAAAGGUAUUUGGUUUUAAAUAUACUUAAGUAUCAAAAGUAAAUGUAAUUGCUAAAAUAUACUUAAGUAUCAAAAGUAAAAGUGCAUAAUUGGACCAUUUUCCUGUCCUGCUAAGCAUUCAACAUUUUAUGAGUACUUUUGGGUGUCAGGGAAAAUGUAUGGAGUAAAAUGUACAUAAUUUUCUUUAGGAAUGUAGUGAAGUAAAAGUAAAAUUUGUUAAAAAAUAUAUAAAUAGUAAAGUAAAGUACAGAUACUCAAAAAAACUACUUAUGUAGUGGCCUCCCGAGUGGCGCAGUGGUCUAAGGCACUGCAUCGCAGUGCUAGCUGUGCCACUAGAGAUCCUGGUUCGAAUCCAGGCUCUGUCGUAGCCGGCCGCGACCGGGAGACCCAUGGGGCGGCGCAUAAUUGGCCCAGCGUCGUCCAGGGUAGGGGAGGGAAUGGCCGGCAGGGAUGUAGAGCAUGGCGUUUGCAACGCCAGGGUUGUGGGUUCAUUUCCCAUGGGGGGCCAGUAUGAAAAAUAAAAUAAUGUAUGCACUCACUAACUGUAAGUCGCUCUGGAUAAGAGCGUCUGCUAAAUGACGUAAAUGUACUUUAAAGUAUUUUUACUGAAGUACUUUACACAACUGAAAACAACUCCCAGCCUCAGAUGAGCACACACUUUGCGUUCUUUGCUUGGGAGCUGAACAUGCUCAAGCGGCUGCACAGAGUAGCAGCUCUUGCACUCACUGUCAGAAAUUCAAACCAAGAGCAUUGAAAUCUUGUUUGUGGGCUUUAGGGGUGGAGCCUCUGGAUUCCCAUCAGAUGAGUCUGCCACACAGAUCAGUGAUCAUUCCAAACGCUCCAGGUCUAAUGACGGAUCUCCCUCCCCUUGUAUUUCGAUGCACUGAGAAGGGCUGGAGAUUAAGUCACUGGAAAGUCGUAUAGCAACCAUUGAGUCUGCCCUCAACCACAUCCUGGCCAGGCUUCCCCCGCCGGUACCAAACCCAACCCAUACCACUGAACAGAGUGUGGUUGUUGAAUUGGAUGACACUGACGUACUGUCCACUAGAGCUUCCCACUCUUAUGACACAGACUAUGAGCGCUCUGAUGAGGCUAGAGUUGUCCCACAGCUCUAGCAUCAUCCAGUCCCAGCCUGCCGGCCUGGCAGUGACGGUCAAAUAGAAAAUAUCCUUGUCUGAAAUGUUGAGAGGGUAAGCAGGAACCUCAACAUGGUACAUGCACCUACUGCCAUGGCAUCCACAUCGAAGUUUGAUUAAUUCAGUUCUUCAAAGAUUGAGAAAUCCAUCCCAUUGUUCAAAGACGUCGUGUGUGAGCUCCAAUGCACUUGGAGCACGCCAAAUGACAGAACCCCUGCCAUGCCAAGCAUAUGCACUCGCUUAGCUACAGUUCAUGGUGCAGAUGAGAAUGGUUUUGGCCAUUUCCUCCAUAUGGACAAAUAAUUUGCUUCGCUUGUUCUGCCUGCUUCUCUCUGUGACAGUUCAGACCAAGAGCUGCCUAAUAAAUGAUGCAGGGCAUCUGAUUGCUUCCUAUGCAGGAACAUGACAGCACUGCUUCAGCCGCUAGUCUUAGCAAUUUGGCAGCGAUACUUGCCUUCUAUCAGAAGGAGCUGCAGGAACGCCUCUCUGAUGAUGCUGAGACCAUGAAAGAACUGUCUACAGUUACAGACCUGCUCAUACAAUGCCUUCAGGGCAAUGCUCAGAUGGUUGGAAAUCUUUGGCAACACUGUGUGUUGCACGGCGCCACCUAUGGUUAGCGCAGGCCAAGCUCCCCAGCAAAGAGAAGGUUCCGCUCCUAGGUGUAACCAUAUCACCUGGCCAGACAUUUGGCCCAGCAGCGGCACACCACCUCCAAGUUUCUAAGGAGGACAGAGAAGCACAGAUGGAGAUUCAGCGUCUCAUUCCAAAGCCUAGAACGCAUCAGCCAGCAAACCAUAACCCCAGUCCCAGGGCCCCAUCUGGGAUGCCAAGAAACCAGGCUUGCUCCACAUGCGGCCAAUACAGCGCUGGUACAACAGACACAAAAGGGACAAACACAAAAAGCUGACAAUUUCAAUGAGUUGCUGGAGAGCAAUACAAUGGUGGUGCCUAGCACUUCAAACUCCCAGUGGAGUUCUCUUAGGCCCAGUUCACAACCGGGUGACUUUGACCACAGACACCUCCCUACAGUGAUGGGGAGCAGUCUUGAACCAGUCAGGGGUCCAUGGUGUAUGGUCAGCACCAUGGACAACAGCUUACAUCAACAUACUGGAGCUCAAGGUGGUUCAUCUUGCACUCCUCCCAGUACGGAGAGGACAACAUGUACUGAUAUGGACAGACAACACAACCGUGGUUGAACACAUCAACCGUCAGGGCGGACUAAGGUCAAUGGGACUACACCAGGUAGCAAGGGCGCUACUGCUUUGUGCAAACAGACACCUUACAUUCCUCAGAGCAAUACACCUGCUGGGGGUGGAGAAUCAGGCAGCAGACCUUCUCUCCAGAGGAGGCCCUCUUCCUUCAGACUGGACGAUACAUCCCACAGUAGUGGAGAUGAUCUGGGCGUGAUUCGAAAGGGCCAUUGCCGAUCUGUUCGCAUAGCAAGACUCAACCCAUAGUCUUAUGUGGUUCUCCAUAAAGGGUCCAGCAGCCCCACUCGGGGUUGAUGCCCUGUCAUACAACAGCCAAGGGAGCUGCUGUAUGCGUUUCCACCAAUUCCCUUACUCCAUCAGGUCUUGAGGAAGAUCAGUCUCGAGAGCGCGUCAGUUCUACUAGUUGAUCCACAUUGGCCACAGCAUCACUGGUUUUUAGAUCUUGUACAGCUAACAACCUCCCAACCAUGGGAACUCCCUCUUCGAGCGGACCUCCUGUCACAAGCAAAGCUAGCACCCCAAACCCAGCACACUGAAGUUGUGGAUGUGGCACCUGAACGUGACUGCCUUGUAGAUGCAGGGUUGCCCUCUUUGUUAAUUAAUAAAAUUCAGGCAGGCAGGGCAUCCUCUAUGCGAAACCUGUAUUCCUACAAGUGGAAUGUGUUCAGGAAGUGGUGUGCCGGCCAUGCAGAAUCGCCAUCUUCCUGCCCAAUUUCUGUCAUUUUGACUUUCCUCCAGGAGCUUAUGGUUGCAGGGAAGUCCCCAUCUACAUUGAAAGUGUGUACGGCAGCCAUCUCUAUGGGUCAUGACCAGGUUGCGGGUGCAUUACUAGGGGCACACCCUCUAUCGCAAUUCAUGAAAGGUGUCCUCAGGCUACGGCCCCCCAAGGCUCCUUCAGUACCCUCAUGGGAGUUAGAUGUUGUCUUACGAUCACUUAUGAGCCCACCAUUUGAGCCCCUGUCUUCACUUGAGCUAUGGGAGCUCUCAGUUAAGUCUGGUUUUCUAUUGGCUAUUGUUUCAGCCAAGCAUGUUGGAGAAUUACAUGCGCUUUCUACCCAUCCUUCAUGCCUCACUUUAGCAGAAGAUUGCUCUAAGGCAGUACUUUGGCCAAAUCCAACAUUCUUACCUAAGGUCCUUUCAUCAUCACAUGCUAACCAGCCCUUAAUCAUAGCUGCAUUUCACCCGCCUCCCCACUCCUCACAGGAGAGUUGUGAGUUGCAUACACUUUGCCCGGUUAUGGCAUUGAGUGCCUAUCUUGCUGCAACAAGAACUGUUUGUCAAACAAAACAGCUUUUUGUAUGUUAUGGCGAGAACACCAAAGGGCGCGCUGUCUUGAGGCAGAGACUGGCACAUUGGAUUACCAAUGCAGUGUCAAAAUCAUAUACUGCAGCAGGUAGACCAACUCCAGACGGCAGGGUUAUAGCCACUUCAUGGGCCACGUUCAGAGAUGCCUCUCUGGAUACUAUCUGUGCUGCUGCAAGUUGGGAAACACCCAUGACUUUCAUGAGGUACUACAGACUCAAUGUUAUGUCCACACCAUCAGUGGGGUCUGUGGUUCUGAACACGCACACUCUCUCAACCCAGAUACAGUAAGUGAGCAUACUGUGAACCUUGUACAUACCUAUCAACCAUCAGUGAGAUGGAUGUUCAAUACAGAGGCCGUCCACUCUUGGUGCUGUUGCACCCAAUUGAAGCCUGAUGUUGUAAGUUCUAGCUUUCAGCUUGCUCACAGUUGAAAUUCUGUUGGGUAAUUAUAAUCUGUUGCAUCCUGUGGUGGAUACAAGGACGACCCAGUUAAAUGGACUAAGUUAAAUGGUGAGUUAUCCCACUCUGUUGUCCAAACAACCUCUUUGGUACAGCCACUUCCGUAGGUCGUUUGCCGACCCGUUAUAAAAACGAAAGAGAAUGUUGGGUUACGGAUAUAACCUUGGUGCUCUGAGUAGAGUAACAGGUCGCCAAACUUUCAUGUUGUUCCUCCACCUCCGUGGGGUUCGAGUGAAGUAAUAGACAGUAUUACAGCAGGUAGCUUAGUGGUUAAGAGCGUUGUGCCAGUAACCGAAAGGUUGCUGGUUCUAAUCCCCGAGCCGACUAGGUGAAACAUCUGUCUGUGCCCUUGAGCAAGGCACUUAACCCUAAUUGCUCAUGUAAGUCGCUCUGGAUAAGAGCGUCUGCUAAAUGACAAAAAAUGUUUAAAAAAUAAUGUUAAAAAAAUGUCACGAUACACCGCCUUUUAUAGUGACAGGUCACGUGAGUACUGUGUGGCAUGGCUGUAAACAUCUUUGAUAUUUAGCAUCUCAAUCACAUCGCAUGAAAGGAAAGGAGUUCCCAUAGGUCGUUUGGCGACCCGUUACUCUACUCAGAGAACCAAGGUUACAUCCGUAACCCAACGUUAUCACAAGCUUAGGGUUAGGUUAACCCUAACCUUUUUUUAUCAUACUCUUAUUCUACUUUUCUCUUUGGACCCGUAAGGUGCUGGCUUUCCUUUUCAGCUUUUUUUUUUCUGGAUCAAAAUGGUUGUGGGCGUGUUGUGGCGUGACAGUGGGCGUGGCCAAUGGCGUCGUCAACGACCAAAAAUGUUUGAGGCCCACCUGUUUGCAGCAAUGACAAAAUGUUGCUGUUGUAAAGAUAUUUUCUUGCAAUCUAUACAUUUUGCCAUUGGGCGGAGAUAACAUUUUGCAGUUUUAAACCUAAUUUCCUGCAAUUCUACACAUUUUACAAUGGGGGCUGAGAUAAAAAAUUACAGUUUUAAAACUAAUUUCUUGCAAUUCUACACAGCUUGACAUGGGGCUGAGAGAACAUUUGCAGUUUUAAAGCGACAUUAUAUAUACAAAAGUAUGUGGACACCCCUUCAAAUUAGUGGAUUCGGCUAUUUCAGCCACACCCAUGCUGACCGGUGUAUAAAAUAGAGCACACAGCCAUGCAAUCUCCAUAGACAAACAUUGGCAGUAGAAUAGCCUUACUGAAGAGCUCAGUGACUUUCAAUGUGGCACUGUCAUAGGAUGCCAGCUUUCCAACAAGUCAGUUCAUCCAAUUUCUGCCCUGGUAGAGCUGCCCCGGUCAACUGUAAAUGCUGUUAUUGUGAAGUGAAAACAUCUAGGAGCAACAACGGCUCAUCUGCGAAGUGGUAGGCCACACAAGCUCACAGAACAGGACCGCCGAGUGCUGAAGCGCGUAAAAAUCGUCUAUCCUCGGUUGCAACACUCACUACCGAGUUCCAAACUGCCUCUGGAAGCAAUGUCAGCACAAGAACUGUUCGUCGGGAGCUUCAUUAAACGGGUUUCCAUGGCCGAGCAGCCGCACACAACUCUGGAGCAGUGGAAACGCGUUCUCUGGAGUGAUGAAUCAUGCUUCACCAUCUGGCAGUGCGACGGACAAAUCUGGGUUUGGCGGAUGCCAGUAGAACACUACCUGCCCGAAUGCAUAGUGCCAACUGUAAAGUUUAGUGGAGGAGGAAUAAUGGUCUGGGGCUGUAUUUCAUGGUUUGGGUUAGGCCCCUUAGUUCCAGUGAAGGGAAAUCUUAACGCUACAGCAUACAAUGACAUUCUAGGCGAUUCUGUGCAUCCAAGUUUGUGGCAAUAGUUGGGGGAAGGCCCUUUCCUGUUUCAGCAUGACAAUGCCCCCAUGCACAAAGCAAAGUCCAUACAGAAAUGGUUUGUCGAGAUCGGGGUGGAAGAACUUGACUGGCCUGCACAGAGACCUGACCUCAACCCCAUCGAACACCUUUGGGAUGAAUUGGAACGCCGACUGCGAGCCAGGCUUAAUCACCCAACAUCAGUGCCUGACCUCACUAAUGCUCUUGUUCCUGAAUGGAAGCAAGUCCCCACAGCUAUGUUCCAACAUCUUGUGGAAAGCCUUCCCAGAAGAGUGGAGCAGCAAAGGGGGGACCAACUCCAUAUUAAUGACCAUGAUUUUGUAAUGAGAUGUUCGACGAGCAGGUGUCCACAUACUUUUGGUAAUGUAGUGUAAUUUCCUUAAAUGUUACACAUUUUGCCAUGACUUAUGCUAUCUGAGUUACUCAAACAUUAUAACAAAAUCAAGAAAGGGGAUAACUAGUCAGUUGCACAUCCAAAAUGUUUAUUCUGCAUUUAACCCAACCCCUCUGAAUCAGAGAGGUGCGGGGGCUGACUUAAUCGAUGUCCAAGUCAUCGGCGCCCAGGGCCCCAUACCAUGACAAAAAUAAGGGCCCCGUACCAUGACAAAAAUAAGGCCCCAUACCAUGACAAAAAUAAGGCCCCAUACCAUGACACAAAUAAGGGCCCCAAACCAUGACAAAAAUAAGGCCCCAUACCAUGACAAAAAUAAGGCCCAUACCAUGACAAAAAUAAGGGCCCCAUACCAUGACAAAAAUAAGGGCCCCAUACCAUGACAAAAAUAAGGGCCCCAUACCAUGACAAAAAUAAGGGCCCCAUACCAUGACAAAAAUGAUCCUGAAUGCAUCAUUUUGGGGAAUUUUAGACUGUCUAGCUUUUAUUUUGGUGAUUGUUAGUACUCAAAGAUGAUCUCAUAAAAAAAUAUAUAGGCCCAUUAUCUUCUCUACGUUCUUUACAUUGAGUGUACGAAACAUUAGGAACACCUGCUCUUUCCAUGACAUAGACUGACCAGGUGAAUCCAGGUGAAAGCUAUGAUCCCUUAUUGAUGUCACUUUUAAUCAGUGUAGUAUCCACUUCAAUCAGAGUAGAUGGAGAGGAGACAGGUUAAAGAAGGAUUUUUAAGCCUUGAUACAAUCGAGACAUGGAUUGUGUAUGUGUGCCAAUCAGAGGAUGGAUUGGCAAGACAAACAUUUUUUGUGCCUUUUGAACGAGGUAUGGUAGUAGGUGCCAGGCGCACUGGUUUGUGCCAAGAACUGUAACGCUGCAAGGUUUUUCAAGCUCAACAGUUUCCCGUGUGUAUCAAGAAUGGUCUUCCACCCAAAGGACAUCCAGCCAACGUGACACAACUGUUGGAAGCAUUGGAGUCAACAUGGGCCAGCAUCCCUGUGGAAUGCUUUCGACACCUUGUAGAGUCCAUGCUCCGGCGAAUUGAGGCUGUUCUGAGGGCAAAAGAGGGGGCAACUCAAUAUUAGGAAGGUGUUCCUAAUGUUUGGUAUACUCAGUGUAUAUUUUGUUUUAGUUCUUUAAGUUUACACUGAAAAAGGUUUUCCAUCCCGAAAAAUAUUGUCUAAUUUCUAUGUCUCUGUUUGGAUUUAGGCGGCCCAUAAAAUAAAUAUUAGGCAGCUCACCCAAUACUUUUCUAUUCAGAAAAACCCUGCCUUUGACCCAAGGAGCAGGAGCCUGGUUUUGUGAAGCUGAGGCACAACUUAACCACUGCCUGUACAUAGUAUGAAGAAAAAAUAUAUAUAUGUAUGCACUCACUAACUGUAAGUCGCUCUGGAUAAGAGCGUCUGCUAAAUGACUGAAAUGUAAAUGUAAAUACAGUAUACAUUGGGGAAAAAAGUAUUUAGUCAGCCACCAAUUGUGCAAGUUCUCCCACUUAAAAAGAUGAGAGGCCUGUAAUUUUCAUCAUAGGUACACGUCAUCUAUGACAGACAAAAUGAGAAACAAAAUUCCAGAAAAUCACAUUGUAGGAUUUUUACUGAAUUUAUUUGCAAAUUAUGGUGGAAAAUAAGUAUUUGGUCAAUAACAAAAGUUUCUCAAUACUUUGUUAUAUACCCUUUGUUGGCAAUGACACAGGUCAAACGUUUUCUGUAAGUCUUCACAAGGUUUUCACACACUGUUGCUGGUAUUUUGGCCCAUUCCUCCAUGCAGAUCUCCUCUAGAGCAGUGAUGUUUUGGGGCUGUCGCUGGGCAACACGGACUUUCAACUCCCUCCAAAGAUGUUCUAUGGGGUUGAGAUCUGGAGACUGGCUAGGCCACUCCAGGACCUUGAAAUGCUUCUUACGAAGGCACUCCUUCAUUGCCCGGGCGGUGUGUUUGGGAUCAUUGUCAUGCUGAAAGACCCAGCCACGUUUCAUCUUCAAUGCCCUUGCUGAUGGAAGGAGGUUUUCACUCAAAAUCUCACGAUACAUGGCCCCAUUCAUUCUUUCCUUUACACGGAUCAGAAGUCCUGGUCCCUUUGCAGAAAAACAGCCCCAAAGCAUGAUGAUUCCACCCCCAUGCUUCACAUUAGGUAUGGUGUUCUUUGGAUGCAACUCAGCAUUCUUUGUCCUCCAAACACGACGAGUUGAGUUUUUACCAAAAAGUUCUAUUUUGGUUUCAUCUGACCAUAUGACAUUCUCCCAAUCCUCUUCUGGAUCAUCCAAAUGCACUCUAGCAAACUUCAGAUGGGCCUGGACAUGUACUGGCUUAAGCAGGGGGACACGUCUGGCACUGCAGGAUUUGAGUCCCUGGCGGCGUAGUGUGUUACUGAUGGUAGGCUUUGUUACUUUGGUCCCAGCUCUCUGCAGGUCAUUCACUAGGUCCCCCCGUGUGGUUCUGGGAUUUUUGCUCACCGUUCUUGUGAUAAUUUUGACCCCACGGGGUGAGAUCUUGCGUGGAGCCCCAGAUCGAGGGAGAUUAUCAGUGGUCUUGUAUGUCUUCCAUUUCCUAAUAAUUGCUCCCACAGUUGAUUUCUUCAAACCAAGCUGCUUACCUAUUGCAGAUUGUCUUCCCAGCCUGGUGCAGGUCUACAAUUUUGUUUCUGGUGUCCUUUGACAGCUCUUUGGUCUUGGCCAUAGUGGAGUUUGGAGUGUGACUGUUUGAGGUUGUGGACAGGUGUCUUUUAUACUGAUAACAAGUUCAAACAGGUGCCAUUAAUACAGGUAACGAGUGGAGGACAGAGGAGCCUCUUAAAGAAGAAGUUACAGGUCUGUGAGAGCCAGAAGUCUUGCUUGUUUGUAGGUGACCAAAUACUUAUUUUCACCAUAAUUUGCAAAUAAAUUCAUAAAAAAUCCUACAAUGUGAUUUUCUGGAUUUUUUUUCCUCAAUUUGUCUGUCAUAGUUGACAUGUACCUAUGAUGAAAAUUACAGGCCUCUCUCAUCUUUUUAAGUGGGAGAACUUGCACAAUUGGUGGCUGACUAAAUACUUUUUUUCCCCACUGUAUGCAUAAAUCAACUAUUUUUAUAGAAAGGAUAAUGCUUGCUUUCAUUAUUCUUGAUGACUAGUUGAGGUGCAGAACUGUCAGUGAUAUUUGUAGAGUAGGCCAGUACAACUCAAUGAACACUAAUAUAUAAUUUUCCCAGCAUGGAGACAGUCUGGGCCAGGCAAUCUCUGGCUUUGUGACGAGGCCAAAGUGAUUAAAUGGCUUUGAAUGCUCAUAGGCAUGAAAUUCAACUUAAUCACGCCACCCAUUGAAGGGAUAUGACACUAAUGGCAGAACUGCUGGCUUGAUCCAUUUUCCUUCGGUCCCUGCCUCUGACAGUGGUCACCCCUAAUCAAUGUAGUUCCACUCAGUGGGAGUCUGAUCAGACCCCAGGGGCAUCCAAUUCCAGCUCCCAGUCUAAACCCAUCUCUCUCUUGCUGGAAGUGAGGGUUUGUGGGUCUGCCCACACAUUGACUAUACUAGUGCCUGGACAGUAAUACGAAUUCAUGUCUGAUAGUUAAUGAGUGUCGUAACAUGGAGUGGCCUAGCUCUUGCCAAUUACUGGUGUAAGUGUCUAAAUACUGGACACAAGCUUUUUGUUUUUCCAACAUUAUGAACAUGCAUGUGUGUCAGUGGAGGCUGCUGAGGGGAGGAUGGCUCAUAAUAAUGGCUGGAACGGAAUCAAUGGAAUGGCAUGGAACACCUGGAAACCAUGUGUUUGAUGUAUUUAAUACCAUUCCACUCCAGCCAUUACCACGAGCCUGUCCUCCCCAAUUAAGGUGCCACCAACCUCCUGUGAUGUGUGUAGAUAAGAGGGACUGGGAAUACAGCGUUGAAUAACUUCUCUUUGUCUUCGUCUCUAUCAGUGUAUGUGGUGGAGGACAGGAGUCGAGAUGGCGGAGGGGAGCACGCCUGUCUCACGGCCUGUUGGACGGCCCUGUGCUGCUGCUGUUUGUGGGACAUGAUGACCUGAUCACUGAGCCUGACGAGACGAGACGACCUCACCAUGUCCUCCCCAGAGAAAUCUACCACGGUGUAAAACCGUCUGGAAGUUUUAACUGAUCUUUUACUUCCUGUCUCGUUGUCUUAUUUGUUGUAACUUUAUUAUGCUUGCUAAAUUAUUGCACACAUGACUUUGUACAUCAUACGCCAACUAAAAACCUAGCCUGAACACUCAAAGUACUAAAGCUAACUUUCGUUUUUUUUAAUAUUGACACGUCUUCACCGAAGAAAAAUGUAUAUUUAAAAAAAAAAUCAGUUUAAUUAUUAACAGUUUAUAUUGAAUUAUAUUUGUUUGUUUUUCAUAUUGAAGAUGUUGGAAAAUUAAGUUUCUCUUUCAUCCCCUCCUUUUAAAUAUUUGCUUUUCAUGGUAAAGAACUAGACUGAACAAAAAUAUAAACGCAACAUGUAAAGUGUUGGUCCCAUGCUUCAUGAGCUGAAAUAAAAGAUCCCCGAAAUUUUCCAUACACACAAAAAGCUUAUUUCUCUCAAAUGUUGUGCACAAAUUUGUUUACAUCCCUGUUAGUGAGCAUUUCUCAUUUGCCAAGAUAAUCCAUCCACCUGACAGGUUUGGCAUAUCAAGAAGCUGAUUAAACAGCAUGAUCAUUACACAGGUCCUCCUUGUGCUGGGGACAAUAAAAGGCCACUCUAAAAUGUGCAGUUUUGUCACAACACAAUGCCACAGAUAUCAAGUUUUGAGGGAGCAUGCAAUUGGCAUGCUGACUGCAGGAAUGUCCACCAGAGAACUGAAUGUUAAUUUCUCUACCAUAAGCCGCCUCCAAUAUUGUUUUAGAGAAUUUGGCAGUACGUCCAACCAGCCUCACAACCGCAGACCACGUGUAAUCACGCCAGCCCAGGACCUCCACAUCUGGCUUCUUCACCUGCGGGACAAUCUGAGACCAGCCACCCAGACAGCUGAUGAAACUGAGGAGUAUUUCUGUCUGUAAUAAAGCCCUUUUGUGGGUGGGGAAAAACUCAUUCUGAUUGGCUGGGCCUGGCUCCCCAGUGGGUGGGUCUAUACCCAUGGCUGCGCCCCUGCCUAGUCAUGUGAAAUCCAUAGAUUUGGGCCUAAUUUAUUUAUUUAAGUUGACUGAUUUCCUUAUAUGAACUGUAACUCAGUAAAAUCGUUGAAAUUAUUGUAUGUUGCGUUUAUAUUUUUGUUCAGUAUAUGUAAGAUAACUAGGGAACUUCAUUUUUCUCCACAAAAUAAGUUUAAUAAUUCAGACAACAGACUUUACUUGUAGUAGUUAGUCAAAGGAGUUACUGCAGUUAAAACCAGUUAUAGCUAGCUUAUAGGUUUACAGCACCGGAGGUUGGUGGCACCUUAAUUGUGGAGGAUGGGCUUGUGGUAAUGACUGGAGCGGAAUAGGUAUAAUGGUAUUAAAUACAUCAAACACAAUUUUCCAUGUGUUUGAUGCCAUUCCAUUGAUUCCGUUCCAGCCAAUAUUAAGAGCCGUCCUCCCAUCAGCAGCCUCCAAUGGUUUACAGUUAGAGCUAUACUAUACACAUUUAAAUAUGUGCCUUUUAGCUGUGUGUUUUAGUCAGGGGCCUAGGUUUGCACAACUUAUUUUGGGCAGUGCUUCUCACCCCUCUGGCUUAACGCUCUCAUGUGGGUUGAGUGUGGGGCCAAGGAGGUCUGUGAUUCUAUUUCUGAAAGGUCAUUCUGUGAGUUGAGAUUUGAGCCCUGUUUAUACCUGGUGCUAACAUGUGUCCUGUGUCCUGAUCUUGUCCACAUUCUGAUCAGCAUCAGUUAUUUUAAUCAUCUACACCUGUCUAAAAAUGUGGGCCCAAUCAGAAUGUGGAAAAGAUCAGGACACAUGUUCGCACCAGGGUAUAAACAGGGCUUUGGACAGGGAGCAGUGAGUUUGAUCUGAAAAUAGCUGCAAAGGGGGAGGUGUAAGUCGUUCAGAACAACAGUCCGGACUGCUGAGUAUCUCUGCUUACCCCUGUUCUAUAGCGGUAGAUGAUUCUAAGGUCAUGGAGGGGCUCAGCCCUAUGUCAUGUCAAUGGAGAUGUUAAUGAUUACAUCUGCUUGUUAGCUUGGAGUCCCAACCUCACACUUCACUGCAGUACUCCAGUCUUUCAUAUACAUUAGUGCCGGAGGGUCAAAGAUGCUUCUGGCAGGUGCCAAUUAAAAUUGUACACAUAACCUGGGAGCAAUGAGAACCCACUGCAGAAGAGGUUUGCCUCCAAUGACCUCAAUUUGAAUAAUACAAUACCUGCCUUUAAUAUACAUUUACCUCAGUACUACAAAGGAAGCCAAUUUUACCUGUCAAUCAGUAUUUGACAGAUUAAAUUGCUUUGAUUUAUUCACAAUUUGCUUAAUUUAGGCUAAUGACAAAAAUACUGUAAGUGCUCAAUGGAGGUUGAGGGUAGGUAGUUCCCAAAUAGUCUCCCAAAUGACCCUCAGGAAAGCACGUCGAUUCACAGCUGCUUGCUGAAAGUGGAAAAAUAAGUUCAUAUAACAUGAAAAAACACGUUUAUUCUGAUAAACCUUCCACAUAAUCCUCGUCCUAGUGUAAAGAAUGUUUCAUGAUACCUAUUCAUGUACAUAUUGACAUCCAUACUGUGGUUCUUCACAGUGAAAAUCUAAUUUUACAGAUAUGGUUGGUUACAGAGAUGCCACUAGGUAAAAAAUGAAUUCAAAGCAGUUUAAAAGGGGAUGUUUGAGUUUUGGCAAUCAAAUGUAAUAAGAUCAGUAUGUAAACAUCCCUUCUAUGGAUCUUCACAGAACAAUAGUUAAGCCACCUUUGAGAAAUGUACAAAUUAGACAGCUUUCAGGACAUGGGUCUCUGUUGCUGAAUGAAUGUGAAUGUACACAUUUAACUUGGUAAUGUAUAGGAGAAACAGGUUUCACAGUUGUAAAGACUAAAAAAUGUAAACAAUAGAAAAACACAACAUACACCAUAUUUUAGGUAGCCCUUUACUUGACACCCAGUGUCAUAACCUGUCAUAACCUGUCAUAAUAUGGUCAAAACACUGUCAUUUGUCUUGUCCUGCUCCUGAAAUCUGCUCCUGCAUUCAUCCCAGUCAUCAGCAACAGAUCAUCAGGGUAGGUGCAUGUCUGACAUCAAUGUGUGCGCAAUUACAAUGAUAAUUGAAUAUGGUCAAUUUAAAACAAAUGUUAUAUAACAAACAUACUGUUGACAUAUAGGCUAUGGUGUAAUGGAAUGUUUUGCCUUGUGUGGUAGGUUUGGUGGGUUUUGACACUUGUAGGUGUCAUAACCAGCCAUAAGAUAAUGCAAUAUAUGUCACAAUAGGUCUAAAUAUGUGUCAUGACAGUGUUAUGACCAUAUUAUAACAGGUUAUGACAAGUUAUGUCAGAUGUUAUGACAUAUUAUGACAUGGCUAUGACCGUUUAAUAAUGUGUUAUGAUGCGGGUAUCAAGUAAAGUGUUACCAUAUUUGAUCUGUAAUAUGUCUUGGGCUGCAAAUUUAAAUAAAAAAAUGUGAAUUGAGAAUACUUUAAUAUAUAUAUAUAUAUUUUAAAAGACAUAUUUCAUCCUCAAUACAAAUUCUUCAUGAUUGUCAUAUAGUGCAAACAAAAAGAGCAAGAAAAAACAACUAUCCUUUGAUUCCAUUUGUAUUUUUCUUGAAAUUGUGAGAGAUGGUUUCCUGACUUAUCUUGGAUAAGUCAACAGGAGUGCCCAAGUGAAUGUCUUGUUUCAAAGUCUACAGCACAGGAACAUACAAAUCUACAUAUAUGUCAUAUCCUCAAUCGCUGUUGUUAAAUUAAACCAUAUUUUACUAUGUACUCUGAAUGAAGAACAAUUGAGCAUCCUUAAACAUUGCUCAUGGUUAUGAUGGUGUUGGCAAGUGAUGGCUCUAUGUUCUUCAGAUAGUGGCCUGAGACAGUUCAAGAGUUGUUUAGCCAUUAGAAAUAAAAGCCUUGACUGUGUUGUCAUUGUCAGUGCUGUGCAGGAUUCGUCUGAUAAGCUGUUGGAAUAGCAGUUAACCUCAUUGGCAUCAAUACCAAUCCCUCAAAAAAGAGUGACACAUAUUUUCUAUUUUUUCCCUCAUAAAAAAGUCAGUACAGUUCAUAUCAUCAGUAGUUAAGGGUGCUUUUUCAAAUCAUAGUCUGAACUCAUUCAGGCGUUGUUUUUGCCUUCAGCAAGACAUCGGUUUUGUGAGAUUGUGUCCUCUCAGAUGCGCCUGCAGCACUGUCAGGGAAACCCCAUGUUUACUCUCCCUAGGAGAUGAAGUAUCAGAGGGGCUGUGUUGUGUUGUACUCUGUUACCUCCUGCCCAUCUCGUUCUGUCUGAGGAACUGGAUGUUGCUGCUGCUGUCUGCCAGUUCUGGGUACUGCUCCACAGGCAGCACAUAGUACCCAUCGUAACCUGGCACCUUCCCUGCUGCCAGGAGCUGCUGCCGCUCUCCCUCUGCCCACAGCCUCCCUCCCUCUCUGCUCUCUCUCAGAGACUGCUGCUCCCUCAUCCAGGCCCCCGACAGGGCCCUCUGGUGGGCUUGCUCCAGCAGGCGACCCCGCUCCUUCUCCAGCACGUCAGCCGCCAGGCCGUAACGUACACUCAGGGACAACGCUACCGUGUGGAUCUCCACGGUGACGCCCCGACGAGAGCGCCCGCUGACGGUCACGUUGACGCCAUUCUCCAGGGCUUUCCUCCCACUGCUCAGCCCCAGAGACAGCAGGUCACUGUCAGCCAGGCCCAGCUUCACAAAGAAGUGGCAGUCCUUCCCGUCUAUGGUGUAGUGGGUUCCCUCCAGAUAGAUGGCGUUGUUCAGGACUUGGGCCACCUUACGGCUGUCCUCACUGGCCAGGCCGGACACUCCCGUCACCACAUGGCCCUCCUUAAUGGCCAGCAUCAUGCCCCGGCCCACGAUGGGGAUCUUCGUGCCGAACCAGUACCCAGGCUUGUCCCGUUUGGCCCGGCGCUCCUUGUUGAGCAGCCUCCCCUCCAGGGCCAUGAAGGCCUGGUUGUGGCGCUCUGCUGCAUGCUGUACCCCUGUGAUCAGCUGGAGACAGAGCAGAGGGUCAGCCAGUCACUUGAUUGUUUUGUUUAAAUUAAUAAACAUAAAAUACAUGGAGAUUUGCCUGUGUAGUCCCAGUAAUCAGUAGCUCAAAUACGUAUUUGAUAAAUAACUCACCUGAGCAGUCUCACAGUCCUGGCUUGCCAAUAGUUCAUAAGGCGGGUCAACAAAAUACAUGGGGUGUCUGGGGAAGCCUGGUAUGAUGUUACUGAGCUGGAAACCAAACAUCACCAGCCAGCUCUUCACAUCUGCAAAAUAGGGCAAGCGUAUUAAUGAAUUAAAACAUGUCAAGAUGUCAUAACAACAUACUUACAGUACCUUACUUGAUGGAUCUUUUUUCAUAACAGGUCAAAAAAAAAGCUAACACAAUCAUCCUUACCUGUCACAUAGCUCUUGAUGUCUAUCAUAUCACUGAGUGGGUUGUUGUUCUUGAACAUGUACAGAUUGAACGGGGACGGCUCCUUGCCAAUUUUAGGUAGGAGUUUAUGGUCUGGAGCAGUCCAUCUGCCUGCCAGCACAUCGUAGUCCCUCUGGCCAAAGUGCACCAGCUUGGUGAGUGGGUCGUAGAGCCCCCCGUGGAAGCCCACCACCAUGUUGAAGUCAGGGUUGGAGUCGUGGUACACCUCCCCGUAGGCAGUGUACUGGAGCUGCUUGACCAUCUGUCCGUUGCUGCUGAAGACGGCGAGCGGCGUGCCCGUGUUGUCCGAGGCGAUGUAGUACUCCUCCCCGCCGGUCACCUCCAUGGCAAACAGAUGGCCCUGCAGGUCGUAGUAGAAAGAGGUGAUCUCCCCUCCAGAGUGGUUGUACACGUGGGUUGAUCCUGCCGGGGUAGUUGAGAUCUGCGUAGAAGAACUGCAGGUGCUCUCCCUCGUUGGUCUUCCUGGAGACGCGGCGGCCCAGGCCGUCGUAGCGGUAGCGGACGCUCCACCCCCCCGGUGUGCGGCUGUACGCCUGCUCCAGCAGCCCGUUGGAGUUGUAGAUGAAGACGUCGGCGCCACGCUGGCUCAGGACACCGUCCUCAUCCACGCGGUACUGCAUGUCGCCCAGGCGGGUGAUGCGGUCGCGCAGGUCGUAGCGCAGCGGCAGCAGGCGGGCGCUGUUCCCAGGGUUCAGCAGGUGCAGGUUGCCGUUCAGGUCGUAGCUGUAGCGCCAGGUGGACCAGUCGUUGACUUUGACCCCGACAAGCUGUCCGUCCCCGUCGUACUCAUAGCGGUACUGUGUUGUGUUAGCAUACGGCCCGAUCUUCAGCUCUCUCUUGAUGACCCGGCCCAUGCUGUCAUACUGUACCGUCAUCCAGUACAUGAGCGAGCGGAAGAUCUCGUACUGCACCUCUUUGAUGCGGCCGUGGGCGUCAAAGUGCUUGCUGAGGGUCAUCACUGCCGUGGUGAUUAUCUGAUUAACGUCAUAGUAGAUAAUGCCAAACUUGCCAAAGUGCUCCACCUUGCCUGAGAUGUCAUCGUAGCGGUAGAGGUCCACGGGCAGGGGCGUCUCGCCGAUCACAGGCUUGAUGCUGGCCACACGGAAGCUGUUAUCGUGGUAGGUGUAGUCAAAACGGGCGUUGACCAUGCCCUCCUCAGAGAAGCGGUACAUCUGUUUGUCCACUAGGGGGCCUACUUUACGGUAUCGGAUGGUGCAGGAGAAUCCCCCACUCUGCAGGUUAACCAUCUUCAACACUCCGGCUGUCUCGUCGUAGCCGAACGUCACAGCUGUGCCGUCGUACAGAACCUCAGACAGCUUGGCCAGCUUGCCAUACUUAUAGAUGACGCUUCGACCCGUGCCCAGGUAAAAAGUGGCACGGGGUCGUCCGUCUUCGCUGAAGUCGUGGAUGACGGUGGCGUUACUCUCGGGAGGGUUGUAGAUGUUGCGGAUGUAGCCGAUGGACACGUGGGUGGACAUGGUGUGUCUGGCCAUGCUGGGCAUGGUGACAGAGGUGAGACGCCCUGAGGUGUCAAACUCAAACACAUACUGCCUCUGACUCUGCUGGAGGAGCAGCACCAUGGACUGGGGAGGAAGAAAGAGAAUAACUUCAAACAACAAAACUCAGGGACAGGCAAGAGUAAAAACUCUGUUCCCAGGCAGCUUACAGCACACACACAGACACAUCCAGUAGUAUAGCAGAAUGCCUCACCUUAUCCAGAUAGCUGAAGCGCCAAACCUUCCCGUCCACAAAGGUGCGUGAGAGGAUGCGUCCGAAGGUGUCAAACUCGCUCCUCUGGCUCAUGCUGCCUCUCUGCAGGCCCACCAGGUGUCCGGUGGGGGAGUAGGACACGUUGACCACAGCCAGGCUGCUGCUGGGAAGCCAGGUGGCUGGACGGCCCUGCUGGUCGUACAUGAUCCUCAGCGUGAACUUGCGGUGGUCGUCAUAAAUCUUCUCUGUGCGAGUGUUGCGGUCAAAAUCAAUGGAGAGGAGGUUCCUGCCAUGGGCCUGUGCAGAGUGUGAGGGAGGACAUACAGUAGGUACAGUCAGGUCAAAAAUGGUUGGCACCUGACUGUACAUGAGACAUGAGAGGAAGACAUCCUAAGCCUGUAAAACCAUUUGCAUUCUGAUAAAAUAGGAUGUUUUUAUGGGUGAAAAACUCAAUUUCCUCUCUUUUGCUAACUAGCAAUGCUAGUACAAGCAGAGCUGGCUGUGUAUCAUAUAUAGUUAAAAACAACAAUAUUACUCUCCAAAUCCUAUAUUUUAGCUCUAUUUUCCUUCUCAGUGACACAUGCUACCAUACAGAGAGGGACUUCAGUUUGACAGAGAGCAAGCUGCAUUGAUUAAAAAACCUCCAGAAAUGGAUUGACAUUAGAGACUGAGCACUUUAAGUGCAUUGUGUCCAGCUUACCCUCAGCUUCCUGCCAUAGACGGUCACUUUGCUCUUGAUGAGUUCCUUCCUCAUCCUCCACUCGAUAGAGUUCAGCCCGCUGUCGGUGGGCAGACUGAUGUUGCGCUGACCAAUGGUAGGGCUGACUGAGCCGGCUAGGAUAUGGGGCUCUGUGUGGAAGCUGAGGCCCAUGCCAUUGGCAUACGAUACUCUCAGAGUACCAUUGUAACAGAACUGGUAGUUGUUCCGUACUUGGUCUGCAGGGGGAGCAGCACACACACACACACACACACACACACACACACACACACACACACACACACACACAGGUUGGAUUAGAAGUGAGAAACUGAGGGCACGUUUUAUUACAGAGAAGACAUUACAUUUGAUCUGAUUGAAUGCUCUGCAUUAGGGGAAAUGCGGUCUCUGGGGCUGGAUCUGUGUACUUUUCUCCCAGACAAUAACAAGUAUCCUCUCUCAUAAUGACAUGACCAAAGAUAAGAGGGUUUUUAGUCUCAGCAAAAUGCAGAACAUGAGACUUUUAUUCCAUUUAUAUGCAGUAAUGAGAUCAUGUACUACAUUUGAGGAGGAAAGGUACCUGGAAGCAAAAUAAUCCAUGGAGUUUAACGCGGGAAACUUCCCGAACACGUCUAACCAGACAAGAGUACUCAAAACCAGCUUUUAACGGCUUUCAAACUCAAUUUAUCUCCCUGAAACAGUAGAAGCAAACUUUGCAAGCCUUUAUAGCCAGAUUUACUUUGUAAAGUCAAUUUCAGUGAGAACUCCCACAUUAGAUUGAAAUAAAGUGUGCAGUUUAAGGUAGCCAAGUCGCUUUCCCCCUUUUACGAGCCCCCCAGGGCACACUUUCAUAUAAAUCUCUUCAAUUCUUAUUCUUACGGCUCCAGUAGUUUCCAGACGUACAGAUGAGAUUGCAUUUAUUUUCUGUCACACCCCCAUGGGUCAGUAGGGAAAUCUAUACUUUCUCCUGCUCUUUCCCCCUCCCUGUUAAACGGCUGAAAUAAGCUCUGGGAUCAGGGGCCUUCUUGUUGGGCAGCAGCCACCUCUUAUGGCACCCACAGACACAGAUGAAGAUUUACUGCGUCCCAGGUAAUGGAUUUCUCCUUAAUCGCAUUUGUCAUCGGACUGUAAAAAGUGUCAGGUUCCCUAGGAUGUUGGUGUUGGAGAGACAGAGAGAGCGAGCUGGGCAGGGGGUUAUAGCACUGUAGCUUAAAUAUGAGAAUGAUCCUUUUAGGUGACAUGUUUGUUACCUUGCACCACAGUGUAGGACGCCUCCACAGAGGACAGGUUGGUGAUGACAGUGACGUCAUUGUCCCUGUUGGAGCUCUCCAUGUCGAUGCUGAUUGAUUGGUCUAUCUCCCGGUGUAGGCUGGUCACCACUCCCGUGGGGUAGGUGACGUUAGUCAGACGCCCCUCACUGUCAUACCUGCAUGGGAAGAGUAGGAUGCAGCUGAGUCUAGGGGCCAUGGAGGAAAAAUCCUACAUGUGCUGGAAUGUUUGUCGAAUGUGAGACCGACAGAUGUCUUCUAGUACUCAGAGCAGUACCAGAGUCAGACUCCAGAUGGUGACAAUGUGACAUGACCAUACUGUUGAUUUGACUCAGUGUGGCCUGACAGAAUCCAGACUUCUUUCACUCUCUCUGACUAAUGCAUUAUUUCCACACCAAUAAAUGGCUAUUGCUCCUGUUCUUCACCCCAUAUUAACACACUUCACUGUGAGUUAUAUCACUGAAUACGUUAGGCUAAUUUACAGUCACAUAUACACAUUACACAUUUACAAGUAAAUUCCCACAUACUCAUAAAAGUUUGUCCAUCCAGUCUCGUCAGCCUUGGAGGCCAGCAGGCCUGUGUUUGCAGCAUAGCUCAUCACCGCCACCUCCUGGUUGAGGGCAGAUACGGAGCGCAGGCCGCCGGCAGGGUCCAACCCCAGGGUGACCACCUGGUUCUCAGGCAGCAGCACCAGCCUCAGCUGGCCAGAUCCGUCCCUCCUCACCCUCAGGGUGUUGUUACAGUUAUCAGCCACAGCAGCCAGCUCCCUGUCCGGCCCGUAGGUGAAGUUAUAGAGGGGUUCUCCAGUGAUCAGACUGACUGUCUGUCUGUGGAUCCCAUCUCUACUGAACACAUAGAGCUCCUGCUCCCGUGGCGACCCCACCUCAUACAGCCCCACUGGCGUGGCCACGGGCCUGUCGCGCCGCACUGCCCGCACACGGAUGUUGUUGAGAUCGGCGAUGAACAGCGUGCCAUCGGGAGACACAGCGAGCGAGGAGGGGGCGUUGAGCCCGGCGUCCGUGGCGUAGCCCUCGUCGCCGGAGAAGCACUGGCAGUUGACGUCGUUCUUGCAGUCGCACUCGGAGGUGGCGCCAGCCAGCAGAGAGGUCUCUCCGGAGGCGCUGACCUGCCGCACGCGGUUGAUCUUCUUCUCGUCCGUCUCGGCGAUGUAGAGCACACCAGUGUGGGAGAUGGCGAUGGCCGUGGCGCUCUCCAGGGCAGAGUGGAUGGCCAGCUUGCUCAGGGAGUAGUCUAUGCCCGGAACCUGGCAGUGCAUGGGCCUCCCAGCGAUGAUGUUGACCUGGUGGUUCUCUGUGAUGCGGAGGAUCACGUUGUUCUCCAGCACGUACAGGGAGUUGUCUGUGGGGUUCACUGCCAGGUCUGUGGGCCACUCCAGACGCACCUGGAUCAACAGUUACAUGAGUAAACACAAAUCCACUGGAACUCCAUAGCGCUCUUUAGAUCUCCAAGUCUUUAUCCAAAUGUAUCUCUCACACACACUAUUCAGAAGAGUACAGCUAGGGCAGCUUGGAUAGGUGGGUAUCAAUACUGUCAAUUUAUGACUGCAAAGAGGCAGCACUAUUAUGUUGGACAGUAGUAGAUAUCUCCCUCUAAAGAAAAGCAUCUGUAGUUGGCCAUGCUUAUUGUAUUUGGCCAUAAGACAGAGGGGGGAAAAUAGGACAGAUCGGGAUAUCAUUUAGACUGCAGACUCUCUUCCCACCUGGCUAUUAAGAAAUACAUAUAGCCUCAGCACUACACAUGUUUUCUGCCCCAAACGGCCUGUAAGUCCAACAUAUAAAGAUAUGAAACAUAUCGAUUUUUGGUUCCCCAGGUUUUCUCCUCACCUGACUGACGUCCAUGCUGGAGUCACAGCUGAGUGGACGGACCGCUGUGAGGUCAUUGGUCUUGAUCAGGGUGGAGAUAAUGCCAUUUUGGUCCACCUUACGGAUCAUGGUGGCGUCAACAAAGUACAUGAGGCCGUUCUUAUCCACAGCGAUCCC